GAUUGUAGGGAAUAGAGUGAUUUGUGGGAUGCAGGGCUAUAAGGGAAGUAGGGUUGUAAGAGGAAUAGACAUUUAAGGGAUAGGGGGAAGUAAAGGAUUGACGGGUGUAAGGGAUAAAAAGGUGUAAAGGAUGGUGGGAUGUUAGGCAUACGGCGGUGUGAGGGACGCUGAGGUGUAAGGGUGAUAGAGGUAUAAAGGAUGCAAGAAUAUAAAGAAAGCAAGGAUGUAAAGGAUGCAGUGAUGUAAGGGAAUCAGGGAUGUAAAGGAUGCACACGGGAGUAAUAAAAUCAACACGUUUGUCCUCCUAAUGAGUUUAUUCAAUAAGCUAAGAAGAUAAAUAGAGCAAAUUAAAUGAACGCAAAAAAUAAAACAUGGGUAUAUAUAUGUUUAGCAGGUAGAUCUGCACCCCUCGGCGGUCGCUAUAAGACUGAGGGAUUUCACUUCGCUCUAGGUCGAAUGGUUGACAACGGAAAUUGUCUGGAAAUCGUUUUUUUUUAAUGUGGGGAAAUUUUGCAUAAGACCUCUCACCGACUCCUGGGAGAGUUUUGUUAUUUGUUCAAAUAGAAAUGUGUCUGCCGUGGAUUGGGCAUAAUACCUGCUGGCUCACGGUGUCAUAUUCAAUGGCGGGGCACCUUCCCCACUGAGGACUUAAACCGCCAUUUUCCCUAGAGGGACGGUGAAGGUGCUCGUGGUGGUGCUCGGCGGUGUAUGUCUGUACUAUUCAGUCCUAUUGGUCCUAUUGAAAUGCUUCUAUUAUGUAUCGUAUUUGUGUUAAAAAUGCCUGUUUCAAAAAAUGAAUGGAGCAGUUCAAUCUGACAAUUGGAGGAUUUCUUUAGGGACACGUAAUAAUUUAUUGUAUAAUGAUAUUCCGUACAUCCCUCUGUUAGUAGAGGACAUUAAAACCUUUCUUUCUUUUGAGGAUCAUGAAGAAAACGGUGUUAAAACAAUACAAACAUUAGGAGAACUUAUUCGAAAGACCGGAACGCGGGCUGCAGUUCUGUCAUUAACACCUGGAAAUAGUUCAGAAUUUCCAAUAAGUUUCAAAAAUUUAGAUCUUGAUGAUAUAUAUAGUAAGGGUCCAAAUGAUACAUAUUGUGCAAUAUGGGAAAAACACAUUGUAUUUAAAGUAUAUGGAAUCCUGAAGGUAGAAGAAUCGGAACCUAUAUUGGAAAUUACACAUUUGGUACCAGUUCGUGAUAUAACAGGUACAUGGAAUGUAAUGACAUUGUUAGUUCCAAUAGCACGUUCAGAAUGUAGAUAUUAUUAUCGCACUAGAGGGCAAAACAAUAUGUUACAGUUACAAUGGGAUAAAAUGGAGAAAGAAGGGAAACGUUUAGUGAAUGAAAAUAUAGAUACAUUGCAUUGUAUUCAAACUUUUGUUUGAGAAAAAUUGCUUGAAGAUUAUAUUUGUCAAGAUAUUUCAUACAUAUUUUAUUGUAUCUGUUUGCUUAUAAAAUAUUUAAAAUUGAUAUAGACAAAACAAUAUAUAUAUUUUCUAGUCA
Molecule: messenger RNA, 1502 nt
Organism: Osmia bicornis bicornis
Lineage: Eukaryota; Metazoa; Arthropoda; Insecta; Hymenoptera; Megachilidae
Exons: 3
Coding region: 794-1384 (196 amino acids)
Source: RefSeq, a predicted model, not a curated record